UGUUCAUCACAGUUUACAAUCAGGUUUAUUUGUUCACAAAUAAAAAAUCUUACGCUUUUAAAAAGUAAUUAGUGUUUAAAAGAUAUUAACAUGGCCUCAACGAACAAUACUUCUGAAAAUGAAAUACGGUCCUGGCUAGAGGUCGCGCUAAAAGAUGAAAAUUUCAAGGACAUUUCAGUUAAGAUACAAGGAAAUUCAGAAAAAGGAGACGGUUAUAUGGGUGAUAUAAUUUUUGUGUCGGUUGAAGGAACUACUGACAAUCAGUCGUCAAAAAAGUAUGAUCUCGUUUUAAAGUGUAGCAAAAAGAGCAAAGCUUUGCGCGAAACAUCGCCAGUGAAGGAGGCCUUUUUGAACGAGAUACUCAUGUACAAGGAAGUUUUGCCGUACUUCAUUCAGUACCAGAAAGAAAAAGGAGUCGCAGCGCCAUUCAACAGUGUACCAAAGUGUUACGGCUCUUUUACUGGAAAAAAUAUGGAAAUCAUUGUUUUGGAAAAUUUGAAAAGCAACGGCUAUGAGCUGUGGCCGAGGAAGGAACCACUGUCACGAAGACAUAUCGAUUUGAUAGUAACAGAGUAUGGUAAAUAUCAUGCGACGUCUUUGGCUCUACAACAUCAACGACCAACGGAUUUUCAAAAGUUUCUUGACACUGUGAUCGAUAUUAUUGAAAUAUUUACGAAGACAAAUGACCAGCAAAUCCUGUUCGGAACACCAAUAGAUCAGUCAUGUGAGUUGCUUAAGGGUGAUUUAGAUGACAGCAUUCUGUUACGGUGGAAGGGUUUGAAAAAUCAGAUUGAAAGUAUUUUUGGAGAUAUGAUUAAAACGUCAACAGGACUGAAGGUAAUUUUGCACGGUGAUUGCUGGAAUAACAACUUCAUGUUCUUGCAUAAGACAGGCGAGGAGAAAAUUCCUCUGAAGGUCGCAUUUUUGGACUGGCAAGUGUCAAGAUUCGCUUCUCCGAUUGUGGAUUUGUCAUACUUUUUAUUCGCGUGCCUUUCCAAAGAAGAUUUAGAAGAGUUGGACGUUAUUUUGGUUUUGUAUCAUACAACAUUUGUGAAUCACUUGGUCCAGCUAGGAAUAGAAAAGCCUGAUACGUUAUAUCCUUUUGAUCAGUUUUUAGGCGAAUGGAAUCAUUUAUGUAAAUACGGCAUUAUGAUGGCAAGUUUGUUAAUGAAAGUUGUUUCUACAGAGAAAGAUGAGGUUCUGGAUAUGGCUGAAGUUGCUGAAAGUGGAAAAGAUUUUACUGAGACAUUUAUAAAUGAAAUUAGGGACAAGGAGAAUUAUAAGCGGAGAAUUCGGCCAAUUGUAGAAUAUGCAGCUAAACAUAAUUUAAUAUGAUAUAUGCGUUUGUAUUUAUUAAUAAAUAAUGGCUACAUUAUUUGCA
Messenger RNA from Zophobas morio, 1381 nucleotides. RefSeq lists its product as uncharacterized. Lineage: Eukaryota; Metazoa; Arthropoda; Insecta; Coleoptera; Tenebrionidae. The record is from RefSeq and is a predicted model, not a curated record. The transcript is spliced from 2 exons. The coding region runs from base 91 to 1335 and encodes 414 amino acids.